AUGUCUAUACUUGUUUUUUUCAUAAUUCUUGCAGCAGCAGAUGCAUUCAGCCCAAUUGGAAACAUAAUUAUGAGUUCUAUUGGUUUUUUUAAUCCACUUUUAAGGGUCUUUAAAUCUUUUUAUUCAACCGAAAAGAAUUCAAAUUCUGGAAUGAAAUAUAGCUAUAUUAAACACUUAGGAUAUGAGCAUCUACAGAGUGCAUCUAAUGAAGAGAUCGAAUCCAACAUUAAGGAAGCUAAGCCUAAAAAAAUUAGAAAAAAAUUAUUGUUUUUUCCUGAAGAAGUGGACGCAUCUCAAAAUAAAACGUACGAACGAAUUCUCAACAAUACUAGUCGAGGCAAAUCAUUCUAUUUUGUUCAAAAUUUAAUAAACGAAACAAAUUUUUCUGAAAACUCAACUUCGAGUAAUAAUUAUUCAAAUAUUUUAAUAUUAAAUAAAACAAAUUAA
This is a messenger RNA of Cryptosporidium ubiquitum, 447 nucleotides long. RefSeq lists its product as uncharacterized. Bases 1 to 447 code for a protein of 148 amino acids. Lineage: Eukaryota; Apicomplexa; Conoidasida; Eucoccidiorida; Cryptosporidiidae. The transcript has a single exon. The record is from RefSeq and is a predicted model, not a curated record.